AUGGAAACAGACACGACGACGUUUAAGUGGGAGGGCAAACAAGCCGCCCAGAUCAAUGGCGUCACGGCGGAGCAGGUCUGGUCUGUCGUUUCCGACUUCUGCAACGUCCACGAGUGGUUCCCCACUGUAGACACGUGUCACCGAGUCCAAGGAACCGAUGGUCAGCCUGGUCUGGUUCGCUACUGCGCCUCCACCAAAGCCAAGGAAGAGGAAACCAAAUGGGCUAAAGAGCGUUUGGUCGAGAUCGAUCCAAUCGAACGGUGUUUAAGCUAUGAGAUCCUCGAUAAUAACGUGGGGUUCAGAUCUUACGUUGCGACGGUCAAAGUAAUGCCAGUCAACGGUGGAGAUGAAUCGGACGGUAGAAGUGACUGUCGAAUCGAGUGGUCGUUUGUGUCCGAUCCUGUUGAUGGUUGGAAGAAGGAAGACCUUGAGUCCUACGUGGAUUUUUGUCUUAAACAUUUGGCGAAUAAAAUGGAAACGAAUCUUUAA
Thlaspi arvense is the source of this 489-nucleotide messenger RNA. The record is from the annotation of a GenBank genome assembly. Lineage: Eukaryota; Viridiplantae; Streptophyta; Magnoliopsida; Brassicales; Brassicaceae.